AGUUACGGAUGGACCUCCCUCUUCUACUCCUGUAGGAAAGUCCAAGUAAUAACCCCCAUAGCCAGCUUUGGCUUCUUUCUUCCAAUAGGCAACAAGUCUCCCCCGUGGACUGAAUUCAAUCUUCGAGGGUGACCCUCAUGGCUGUAAUCCUGAGUUCCUGCAGCUUUUGCCUCUUGCUUUUCUCCCUUCUGGUCACCCCUCCUAUUGCUAUUGCCGGAGUCUUUGCCCCCAACGGCGUCCUCAGCGUCAAGUACCGAUACGCCGGCCUCGAGCGCUCCCUCACUCAGCUCAAAGCUCACGAUAGCCGCCGCCAGCUUCGGAUUCUUACCGGCGUCGAUCUUCCCCUGGGCGGCUCCGGUGGUCCCGCUGCCGUCGGGCUUUACUAUGCUAAAAUAGGGAUUGGGACACCUCCAAAAGAAUACUAUGUGCAAGUAGAUACGGGAAGUGACAUUAUGUGGGUCAACUGCAUUCAGUGCACUGAGUGCCCCAGUAGAAGCUCCCUUGGUAUUGAGCUGACGCUAUACAAUAUAGACGACUCGGAGACAGGGAAAUUGGUUCCUUGUAAUAAAGAAUUUUGCUUGGAGAUAAAUGGGGGUCCUUUAUCUGGCUGCAUGGCUAAUAUGUCCUGUCCAUAUCUUCAGAUAUAUGGAGAUGGCAGUUCCACUGCUGGAUACUUUGUAAAGGAUGUCUUACACUAUGACCUGGUGUCUGGAGACCUCCAAACUACUUCUUCCAAUGGAAGUGUUAUGUUUGGGUGUGGUGCUAGACAAUCUGGUGAUCUAGGUUCAUCUAAUGAAGAGGCACUGGAUGGGAUACUUGGUUUCGGAAAAUCAAAUGCAUCAAUAAUUUCACAGCUAGCUUCAUCUGGGAAAGUGAAAAAGAUGUUUGCUCACUGUUUAGAUGGAACCAAUGGGGGCGGUAUCUUUGCUAUUGGGCGUGUUGUGCAACCAAAAGUUAACAUGACUCCAUUGGUACCAAACCAGCCACAUUACAAUGUUAAUAUGACAGCUGUUCAAGUUGGUCACUUUUUUCUAAACGUGUCAAAAGAGGUGUUUGAGGUAGGAGACAGAAGAGGGACAAUAAUAGACAGUGGUACAACCUUGGCCUAUCUCCCAGAAAUGGUUUAUGAACCAUUAGUAAGCAAGAUAAUCUCCCAACAGGCAGAUUUAAAAGUUCAUACUGUUCAUGAUGAGUAUACAUGCUUUCAGUACUCCGAAAGUGUUGAUGAUGGAUUUCCACCUGUCACCUUUCAUUUUGAGAAUUCUCUCUCCUUAAAGGUUUAUCCUCGUGAAUAUCUAUUUCCCUAUGAAGGUUUGUGGUGUAUUGGUUGGCAAAACAGUGGAAUGCAAUCCAGGGAUAGCAUGAACUUGACUCUUUUGGGAGAUCUAGUGCUCUCAAAUAAGCUAGUCUUGUAUGAUCUCGAGAAUCAAGCCAUUGGAUGGACUGAAUAUAACUGUUCGUCAAGCAUUAAAUUACAGGAUGAACAAAGUGGAACAGUACAUUUAGUAGGUUCCCAUUUUAUUUCUUCUGCUUACAGUUUGAAUAUUCGAUGGGCUAUAGUUAUGUUGUUUCUAACCAUGCUGCUGUACGAUAUUUUCACUGAAACACUAAGAGUCUUCUGCUAAUACAAAGUACCCACGGUUGAGGUAAAGAAACAAGAAAAUUUGAAUAUAAUAGAAAAUCAUGAGAUUUGUUGAUAAAA
Molecule: messenger RNA, 1702 nt
Organism: Juglans regia (Persian walnut)
Lineage: Eukaryota; Viridiplantae; Streptophyta; Magnoliopsida; Fagales; Juglandaceae
Product: aspartic proteinase-like protein 2
Exons: 10
Coding region: 138-1625 (495 amino acids)
Biological process (GO): proteolysis
Molecular function (GO): aspartic-type endopeptidase activity
Source: RefSeq, a predicted model, not a curated record